Macrosteles quadrilineatus (aster leafhopper) is the source of this 546-nucleotide messenger RNA. RefSeq lists its product as uncharacterized. The record is from RefSeq and is a predicted model, not a curated record. The transcript is spliced from 7 exons. Bases 1 to 546 code for a protein of 181 amino acids. Lineage: Eukaryota; Metazoa; Arthropoda; Insecta; Hemiptera; Cicadellidae.
AUGAUAAUAGAAUUUCCACAAGCAGAAAAAUGUUGUUGCUUUUUGGAGCUGAGAAUCGGAGUUAUAGUCAUCAUUGUAUUGCGAUUGGUAGCUUUGGUACUUAUUAUUCUCCUAGGAGUGGAUUUGAUUACUUUGGGCAAUUCAGAUAAAAAACGUGAAUAUCAUUCGAUUCCUGAGGAGUGCUACAACCUGUACAACCAAAGACCUGUUGAGCUAGUUCUACUCGUGGUGACAGUUGUGUUGUUUAUACUCUGGCUGAUUGUAAUGAUAGUUGCUGUCAUUUGGGAAUCCCUCGGUGUGAUUCUCGUUGGAGCAAUUUUGGAAAUUUUCAUCUUCAUUUGGUUCUUUUUUAUGUUUUCCUACCACGUGUCCAUGGCUAUUGUCAGGGAAGAACCUUCGUGGAAGUUACUUUGGGCAACCAUUUUAAUGGUUGCAGAGUUUUACAUAUUGUGGAUCAUGUGGAGUUACUACGUUGACGUCAAGGCGUCCUACUACGGCUACAGAGACUCAGUGAAUUCGUCCUCUAUUGAUGAAAAUAAUCAAUAG